This is a messenger RNA of Wallemia mellicola CBS 633.66, 1136 nucleotides long. Its product is annotated as NAD(P)-binding protein. The transcript is spliced from 3 exons. The record is from RefSeq and is a predicted model, not a curated record. Gene Ontology annotation, biological process: NADPH regeneration. Gene Ontology annotation, cellular component: cytoplasm. Lineage: Eukaryota; Fungi; Basidiomycota; Wallemiomycetes; Wallemiales; Wallemiaceae. Gene Ontology annotation, molecular function: nucleotide binding; oxidoreductase activity. The coding region runs from base 4 to 1092 and encodes 362 amino acids.
AAAAUGUCAACUUCAAACCAACCACUUCGUUUCGGUGUCCUUGGAAUUGGACGUAUGGGAAUUAGACACGCUUUAAACGUCGUAAAUGAACCUCGAGCACAGCUUGUAGCAGUCGCAGAUCCACGUAAAGAUGUCCUCGAAGCAUCAAAAGAGAUCCUAGGUGAAAAUGUUAAGCGCUUUAUUUCUGAAGAAGACGUUAUCAAUGACCCGUCUAUCCAAGCUAUCUUGGUAGCUAGUGACACCACCCAACAUCCAAUUUUGGCUCUUAAAGCGAUCAAGGCAGGCAAGCACUUGCUUCUUGAAAAGCCUAUCGCCGUAAACCUCGAUGAUGCAGCUCCAGUUGUCGCUGAAGCCAAGAGAAACCCACAUUUGAAAAUUUUGGUCGGUAUGUCUCGUCGUUUCGAUGAUAGCUACAGGGAAGCAUUCAACAGAAUCCAGUCUGGCGAACUUGGUGAUGUAUUCCAUUACUAUGGUGUCACUAAUGACCAGUACAAUGCCGAAAUUGUCGAUUUCUUCGUCGGUUACUCGAAAGUUAGCGGAUCCAUCCUCGUUGAUUGUGGUAUCCACGAUGUAGACUUGAUGAGAUGGUACAUGGGUCCAAAUGAGAAGGUCAAGAAGGUCUACGCAGCUGGAUACAAUGCAAGAAUGCACAGAUUGAAAGAAUCAAGAGAUGCUGACAAUUCAGUCGCCACUAUUGUCUUCGAAAGUGGUAAGCUCGCCAAUAUUUACCUUUCAAGAACCGCAAUUCAUGGUCAUGAGUGCUGGGCACAAAUUACGGGUGAAAAUGGUAUGAUCAAGGUGAACACUGACAAUGCAAUGAACAGAGUUACAUUAGCAGACGAACACGGAUACCGUAAGCUCACCACACAAGAUUACUAUGAUAGAUUUAGAGGCGCUUUUGCUAAUGAGAUGAGAGAAUUCACCAGUGCAGUCCUCGACAACACACCUCUCCCCCUCAACAUCGAUGAUGCGUUUGAAGCUAGCAAGAUCUGUGUUGGUCUGCAAAUGGCCUUCAGAUCAGAUGAACAGAUCUUCUUUGACAAGAAUGGUUAUCCAAUCCCACCGAAAGGAAUCGCCCCAUCUAGACUUUGAGCAUGUAUUUUGUACUUUUCAAUAGAUUCGUCUUACUAAAGUUU